Athene cunicularia (burrowing owl) is the source of this 1763-nucleotide messenger RNA. RefSeq names its product RAD9 checkpoint clamp component B (gene RAD9B). Gene Ontology annotation, biological process: cellular response to ionizing radiation; DNA replication checkpoint signaling; DNA repair. NCBI's taxonomy places the organism in Eukaryota, Metazoa, Chordata, Aves, Strigiformes, Strigidae. Bases 94 to 1194 code for a protein of 366 amino acids. The record is from RefSeq and is a predicted model, not a curated record. Gene Ontology annotation, cellular component: checkpoint clamp complex. The transcript has 10 exons.
UACAUGCCAUAGCACGUAUUAGUGAUGAAUUUUGGUUUGACCCCAUAGAAAAAGGUCUUGCCUUAAGAUCAGUGAAUUCUUCAAGGUCAGCAUAUGCAUAUGUCUUCUUCUCGUCUAUGUUUUUUCAACAUUACUGCUGGACGGCUGUGUCUCAACCACGUCAGAAGGAAAAACAGUUAUCCCUCCCAUUCAGUUCUUCCUGUAUUUAGAUGUGUAAACGUGCUGGAAAGAAAUGUAGAGAAAUGCAGCAUUUAUACAAAUAUUAAUGAUCAUCACAUAACUUUCAAGCUCUUCUGCAAACAUGGUGUUAUAAAAACCUAUAAUCUGAUGUUUCAAGAGUGUGAUCCGUUGCAGGCUGUUUUUGCUAAGCACAUGUGUCCAAACAUACUUAAAGUCCACUCCAGGCUGCUGGCUGAUACAAUGAUUCACUUUCCGACCAGUCAAGAAGAAGUAACCUUAUCAGUUUCUCCGAUGAAAGUUUGUUUCAAGAGUUACACUGAAGACAACACUGAUUUUUCAAGGACAAUGCUUACUGAAAUACAACUAAGUCCGGAUGAAUUUGACUACUUUCAAGUUGGAGUAGAUUCUGAAGUGACGUUUUGCCUUAAAGAAUUGAGGGGACUGCUAGUAUUCUCAGAAGCCACCAGUGCUCCUCUCUCUAUCCAUUUUGACAUCUCUGGAAAACCAAUUGCUUUCAGCAUGGAAGACAGGGUACUAGAAGCCAGCUUUAUUUUGGCAACCUUGUGUGAGGUUGGAGAGGAGACGGCUGCCCUGCGGCCUGCCUGCUUCUCACAGCAGCUGGAAAGAUCAAAGACGUGUCCAGGUAAACCGGAGAAGACCCCCGUGGGUAAAAAGAGCCACGUAGCAGCGCAUGGCUCCCAAAAGCCACAGCGGAAUGGCAACGCACUGAACACCAGGGCAGCGAAUCCUGCGAGUCCUCUGGUGAAACAAGAGAGUAAAAAUACUCCCGGAGCUGCAAAGAGAGAGAAGGCGAGCGCAGAGGGCCCAGCCCCCACCGAGGGCCCCGCGGCGCUGGGGGCAGAGGCGAUGCGGUCUCAGCAGUUUCACUCCUUCUUUUUUGGAGCAGUUUCUUGUAAGGAGAGGGAUGCCGUCAGUCACACCUUCCACAGUUUAGCCACAGCUAGUGACACUGAAGAGGAUUUUGGUGCUGUGCAGAGCUCCCAGGUUCUCUAGUGCCACGAAGUAAAGCUCUUGGGGAUCACCCAGAGAGAAAAGCACCAUUGACGUGGUAACGGCAGAGCUGUUUCUAGUUUCAGAAAGAUUUAGUUGCAGUUCUGUGGCAAGUUAGAACUCGAGGGAAACUGUUUGUACUCUGGGCUUGUAUGGUGACCUGCGUUUCACAAAUCCCCGUUCACGGCACCCAGGAAGGGGGAAUCCGGCCCGGCUGGCACCUGGUUCUUUUUUUGCAAGAUUUAAGGGUGAAACUUGACUCAGUACUGAAAGCUUUAUCCCUUCCUGCUCUGCCCAUACCAGUUAAGUGUUUAUUCACUACUCAACCACCAGCACCCAGGUGACUAACAGUCAGCUGCUGCCGUAACACAAGAUAAAUUUUGGUCACGACUGACCAGAUUUUGUGCGUUAUGGACAUGCUCUCCAGUGCAGUUUCACCAGAGAAUUCAAACUGUGGUACCACGUCAGGCACAGGGAGCUGCUGUUGUAAAGUUACAAGUGCUGGAAUAAUAAAUCCAUCCACUCCGCCACAGCCAAACACAGCACUGCUAGAGAAGAGCUGGUAUUUUUAC